Molecule: messenger RNA, 1823 nt
Organism: Bombina bombina (fire-bellied toad)
Lineage: Eukaryota; Metazoa; Chordata; Amphibia; Anura; Bombinatoridae
Gene: CCDC27
Product: coiled-coil domain containing 27
Exons: 13
Coding region: 135-1823 (562 amino acids)
Source: RefSeq, a predicted model, not a curated record
AUUCUAUCCUCAGAGAGAAGGCUGACUUUAGACAAAUUAUCUGAUGCUGAGAAAUACAAUUCAAAUUUGACCCUUCACCAAAAUACUACAUACAAGGCUGAAGAGAUUGAAUAGUGACAUGCUUUCUGGCUGAAAUGAAAGAAGAGAUUGUUCUAAAGAUGCAAGGAGCCCAGGAUUUGCAUUGGUCGGGGAGUCGUAGGCCACAGACUGCAGUAUGGAGAAUCCCUAAGACAGACAACAGAAGAGAAAAAUUCAGCAAAUCAGCUGACGAAAUGGGACAUUCCUACGAAAUUCAAACAAUUCUACAUAACACAAUUAAUAUAGAAGCUGUAAAUAUUGUCAUUAGCUGGUCACCUGUUUAUUCAUCCAGUCCAAUGUUUUUGUUUGAUAACAAUAAUGGUUCUCACAACGCUAAUUUGCACUUAUUCCAUGGAAUGUCACCUGGACCCUAUAAAUCCAGCAACAUCACAGUGCACACACCUCCAUUAGACAACAAACUUCCAGUCAUUCAUACUUCUGUGGAUCUUCCCAAAUGUAACACACCAGUGGAGGGGCCAUUGCUAUGUAAUGGAAUCCAAAAUUGCCAAACCUAUCUGACAUCUAUAGAAAUAAAAACACCAUGGUAUAUUGCCAUGUUGCAUGAAAAGGAAAGGAGUUUGCUGAAGUUAGGAGAAGAGAUAAACCGACUCUCGAGGUAUGAGGCAGAAUGCAAGAGAAAAGAUGAGAUUAUCUCGGACAUGAGGAAUGAAAUAUCACAGCUUCAGAACAAGCUAUAUCAGUCAGAUCAGAAUGUGACUCAUACUGAAAAGAAUGCUUCAAUCAUGGAACCAAAUGGAGAAUGUGAGAAAUCGGAUUCUGGAAAUUACCCUUUAAGUGUUCAUUUCGUAAAAGAAGAACAACAUGCGACAUCAGCUCAUAAAGAUCCGUUCCUUAGUGCCGACAUAUCCAUGACGGAGGAACAUAAGGAAAGUGAACUGAUGGAAAUGGAUGCAGAGAUUUUAUUGGAGGAGAAUAAUAAUGCAGAGAAGAUUAUUGAUGCUACAACUGAGCUGUCUGCCCAAGACUAUUCUAAUGGAUACCUGGAAAUACCAGAUGACCUUCAGAAAAAAACAAAACAGUUAAAGGAGGAAUUGGGCAACUUGAAAAAAGAAUAUGAAAUGUCUAAAGGUGCUAUUUCAUCCCUGCAGAGAUUAGUUACAUGCCAUAAAUCCCAACUCCGUAAAGCUGCAUUUGAAAAAGAAACUCUACAAAAGCAAUUAAAGGACAGAGGAAUACAGCUGCAAGCCAUGUCUGCUAAGUUUUCCAACAUGAGGGAUGAACGAAAACACAAAGAGAUGAUGGCUGUUAUGGAGAAAGAGAACUACAAUCUUAGAGAGCUUUUUUCAGAAUUGAAAUCAGAGAUGACAAAAAGGAAUCAACUAAUUGUUAACUUCAAGAAUGAAGUUCAGAGGUUGCAAAAAGAAAUAACAGAUUAUCAGACACAAAUUAAAAAAUAUGAGGACGAGAGGAGAGAAAUACAAAGCAAGGCAGAUAAUUUGAUGUGCUCUGAACAACAUGUGAAAGUGGCUCUGGAAUGUAUGCAGUCCAGGUUUGAGCGAUUUCGUGGUAAAAUUGUUCAGGCUACAUACAGCACUCCGGGAGUCAAGUAUCCUCAGGCUGAACUUACAGACAAUGAAAUUCUGGAUGCCAUGCAGAAAAUAAUCAUGGAAAGGGCAGAUUUCCAUCAACAGUUAAAACAAAAAGGAGUAAAAGUCCCUUCACUUUGCACAGAUCUCUCAACAGUUACAAAACCAGCAUCGUCAACAAGAAGAAAGGCUCAGUAA